This is a messenger RNA of Fibroporia radiculosa, 1698 nucleotides long. RefSeq lists its product as uncharacterized. Gene Ontology annotation, molecular function: nucleic acid binding; zinc ion binding; protein serine/threonine kinase activator activity. The transcript has 4 exons. Lineage: Eukaryota; Fungi; Basidiomycota; Agaricomycetes; Polyporales; Fibroporiaceae. The record is from RefSeq and is a predicted model, not a curated record. The coding region runs from base 1 to 1698 and encodes 565 amino acids. Gene Ontology annotation, biological process: regulation of cell cycle phase transition; positive regulation of nuclear cell cycle DNA replication. Gene Ontology annotation, cellular component: nucleus; Dbf4-dependent protein kinase complex.
AUGGUGCGCAAGGCGGCUGCUAGUAAAAGAGGCCGCUCGCCAGAUCCUGCGAGAGAGGACACCAUAUCCCACGACACGAAACGCCUUAGGUCCAGUGCAGAAUCCCCAGCUCCCACUCGCGAUGAGACUAGAGAGGAGAAGAGGGAGCGUAGGCGCGUGGGACGGGAACAGGAGUUUAAGGUCAAAUAUCUGAAUGCGUUUCCGAAUUGGAUUUUUUAUUUCGAUUUGGACACCCUGAACCCCGACGUGGUGGCCAUGAGGGAAGGCUUGGAGCGGAGGGUGUCACACACGGGCGCGCGUGUCGAAGAUUUUUUUUCCAAAGACAUCACCCAUCUUAUCACGCUGGAGGCAGAGGACGCAGACAAGGAGAACGUAUCUCGGCCCUCACAAUCAGCGAAUCCAGGUGGCCUACUCGGGAGCCCAAUUCGACUUAGAGGACGAACUGGAAAUGAUGCGGCCAGUGCAUCAAUGGACAACCUGGCGAGGAAAGCUCACGCCUUUGGUAUCAAAGUAUGGAGCGCUGGGAAACUGGCUAGUGUGCUCGAUCGCUGUCAUGUUCCAGUAGCAUUCAGCGCCACACCUACGUCACGUCCCAUCUCUGCGCCAAAAGAGCGGUCUCUCACUCGUCUACUUGAAGAUGAACGCAUUCAUGGUACUACUUCGGAACGCGAUCCCACGCAGAAGAGACAUGAUUAUAAGUACUUUUCAAAAGGUGUUUACUUCGUGCUCGUCGAGGACAUGCGCCAAGAGCUUGCGACUAUUGCGGCUGUAGAGUUCCCGCUAUAUAAAGGACGGGACGGGAAGGAGAGACCAAGUUGGCCUAUCCUUUAUUGUCACCCUAGGGCCAGGGGGCCAUUUAUACCCUAUGACGAGAAAGAAGAACGGCGAUGUGAAAAGAUGGGUAAACUGGACCGUGAGCGGGCACGCGACCUGGCGAGACGAAAGGCAAGGCUUAGAGAGGAGGAGCGCAAGCGCCGGACGCAAGCUCAGAUACAGGCAAAACAGCAGGAUUUGCGUCGUUCUGUUUCCUUAAACAACCUACACCGUCGAACCAUGUAUCCCGACCCCGGCCUCGUGGACCUCGAUGCAGAUAUUGGAGAGAUGGACUCCCUCAAUGCUUCUGGUUAUCUCGCAUCCGGUGCCUACAUGGCCGCGUCGGGUAACAGUGUGGGGAUUACGUCUACUACAGGAACGACCUCCACGGCAGGACGCCCCUCCAGGAACAUCCAGCUACCAGUAGGUCUGAGAGGCAGGAUUCAACAACAGGUGGUCACCUCGCGCAAGGUCGCUCCUGCGGGAGAGGACAAAGCGAAUAGGAUGGGUCCUCCUGCUACCAUUCCCGGUAGGCAGAAUAUCCUCAGGAAGAGCAAAAGCACCAAUACUCUCAGGCUGCCCAAGCGCGAGGAAGGAGUGAAACCUGGUUAUUGUGAGAGCUGUAGAGUAAAAUUUGAAGAUUUCUCUCAGCACAUCAAUGGGCGCAGACAUCGGAAAUUUGCGAUUGACGACUCAAAUUUUGUCUCGUUGGACUAUGUGCUGGAGCGCGUGAGACGACGCACUCUGAGCGAAGUAGAGGAGGAGAGGAGACUUUGGUACUCUAAAAUUGCUCAGAGCAAAGGACAGAAAAACGCUGAAGACGCAGCAUUUUCACCGCAUGACGAUGUUCGAUGGGACGAGUGGGUUGAUGGUAGCGAAAUGUGA